Arachis stenosperma is the source of this 606-nucleotide messenger RNA. RefSeq names its product transcription factor UPBEAT1. Lineage: Eukaryota; Viridiplantae; Streptophyta; Magnoliopsida; Fabales; Fabaceae. The transcript has a single exon. The record is from RefSeq and is a predicted model, not a curated record. Gene Ontology annotation, molecular function: protein dimerization activity. The coding region runs from base 64 to 432 and encodes 122 amino acids. Gene Ontology annotation, biological process: regulation of DNA-templated transcription.
GCCUUAUAAAUCUAAAUCCUCUCUCUCAUUCUUGGUGUCUAUUUUUUUGAAAACUAACCUAUAAUGGGAGUUUCUUCACAUCCUUUUUCUUCUCUUGUUUCCCUCUCUUUGAAUGAUCUUGAAGUACUCAAUGAUCCAUCAUAUUUGUGGAGCAAGGUGAGUGUCAAGGGUAGGAGGCCAAGAACAAGAAGGGUAUUGAUGAAGAGGAUUGGUGGUUCUAGAAGAUCAAGAGGAAGAGGAGCCAAAUCCAAUAAUGGGAUUCAGAGCAGGGUGAGAACAUUGAAGAAUCUUAUACCAAACAGUGACAAUAACAUGGGUUUGGAUGGACUCUUUAGAGAGACAGCAAAUUAUAUAUUGUCUUUGCAAAAUAGAGUGAGAGUCAUGCAGGUCAUGGUUAAGGUUUUAACAGGUUCUGGUGGUGAUGAUGAGUGAUGAAUUGAUUUUUGUUCUUCAGAUUGUAAAGACUAAUUAAAUAAUUAUGGUUCAUAGUUAUAGAAAUUCUAUGUUUAUUUUUCAUGUCAUUCUUUGAGUUUUUUAGAUCAGUUUUCAUGAUCAUUUUAAUGUCUCUAAAGGUGAUGAACCAGUAUUACUGGUUUUGUUACAAUU